AUGUCCCUGGAUGUGUUUGCUGGCACAGCAACAGGUGCUAGCAACCAGAGUGUUGACAUGGCCCAGCUUCGCCCUCACCAGGAUUGUCCUCCCAGGCUGGCAGCGGGACCCCAGCGGCACCAUGUCUGCCCUCGGAGUCACCGUGGCCCUGUUGGUGUGGGUGGCUGUCCUUCUGCUGGUGUCCAUCUGGAGGCAGGUGCACAGCAGCUGGAAUCUGCCCCCAGGCCCUUUCCCACUUCCCAUCAUCGGGAACCUCUUCCAGUUGGAAUUGAAGAAUAUUCCCAAGUCCUUUACCCAGGAAUUAUUUUCAAUAAUGGACCUACCUGGAAGGACAUCCGGCGGUUUUCCCUGACCACCCUCCGGAACUAUGGGAUGGGGAAACAGGGCUACGAGAGCCGGAUCCAGAGGGAGGCCCACUUCCUGCUGGAAGCGCUCAGGAAGACCCAAGGCCAGCCUUUCGAUCCCACCUUCCUCAUCGGCUGCGCGCCCUGCAACGUCAUAGCUGAUAUCCUCUUCCGCAAGCAUUUUGACUACAAUGAUGAGAAGUUUCUGAGGCUGAUGUAUUUGUUUAACGAGAACUUCCAACUGCUCAGCACUCCCUGGCUCCAGCUUUACAAUAAUUUCCCCAGCUUACUACACUACUUGCCUGGAAGCCAUAGAAAAGUCAUGAAAAAUGUGGCUGAAAUAAAGGAGUAUGUGUCUGAAAGGGUGAAGGAGCACCUUCAAUCUCUGGACCCCAACUGCCCCCGGGAUCUCACCGACUGCCUGCUUGUGGAAAUGGAGAAGGAAAAGCACAGUGCAGAGCGCUUGUACACAAUGGACGGUAUCACUGUGACUGUGGCCGACCUGUUCUUUGCGGGGACAGAGACCACCAGCACCACUCUGAGAUAUGGGCUCCUGAUUCUCAUGAAAUACCCUGAGAUUGAAGGUAGGCAAGUGACUGGAGGGACACCAUGCGUGCGGAUGCAUCUCCCUGGAUGGCCAGCCUUGUGCAUUUUAGGCUGCAGCUCUCUGUUUGAAGCUGCUUGUUAACCCUCACAGUGAUGUGGUGAGAUGGCUGGAUGCACUGCUUUGAGGGGAGAUGUUACUGUCUGUGCUGGACACCUGAUACUCUUGCACACUGGUCCAUACCCCACGAAGAAGCCCCUGGUUGCAGGAAACAUCCCAACACCAGAGUGGAGAGAGGUGGCAGGGUCUGCAUUCUGCUCCAUAAAUAACCUAUUUAUGACAGAGAAGAUAAUGUCCCAGUUCCCCCGAGUAAGACCUGGUCUUCUAGGCAGAGCAGGUGGGGAGGUUGGAGCUGGAGGGGAGGGUCCUUGCUGGGGCAUCUUCCUCAAAUGCAGAUGUGAGGAGGGAAGUCUAGGAAGAAGCAGCUACAGCUGUCCUGGACCCUCGUCAUUCCUUCCACAGGGCUCCUCCCAGCGGCACCUGGGGCAGUUGGGACUCUGUGCCUGGAGGAGGUGUGAGGGGUGUGGGCCUAGGUGGGCAGAGGGUCGUGUCCUGAGAAGCACCCAUCUGGGCCAAGUAGAGGUGAUGUGAGGGCACCCGCGUGUAAACAGGCCAGUCAGGGCUGGCUCCAGGUAAAGGGGAGGAAAGG
Molecule: messenger RNA, 1597 nt
Organism: Cercocebus atys (sooty mangabey)
Lineage: Eukaryota; Metazoa; Chordata; Mammalia; Primates; Cercopithecidae
Product: cytochrome P450 2E1-like
Exons: 6
Coding region: 1-1032 (343 amino acids)
Biological process (GO): xenobiotic metabolic process
Cellular component (GO): cytoplasm; intracellular membrane-bounded organelle
Molecular function (GO): oxidoreductase activity, acting on paired donors, with incorporation or reduction of molecular oxygen, reduced flavin or flavoprotein as one donor, and incorporation of one atom of oxygen; heme binding; iron ion binding
Source: RefSeq, a predicted model, not a curated record